CAGAACCCCAGCUUGCAUCAGACAUAGAUUGCCUAGGCUCAUAUCCUGUUUCCCUGACUGUAGUUACCACGUGCCUGUCAGCCCAUCCUUUAACCGCAACGCCUUUUGCCGUAUCUACGCAACUCACAGAAACAUCUGACUUUUUGUUUGUGAGGACCACUCCGCCUCUUUUUACAUUUUUAUACAAUGGCUCUUGCUAGCCUGGGGCUUUUGGUAAUUGGCUCCAUACCUACUGUGAUCGGUGUCGCAGAAGCCAUCGAUGGCCAGAAGAAGCAAAACCAACAGGCCAAAGAUCGAAUCAAGUUCAACAUAACGACUCUACUGUCAGCAGAUGGGGAGUCUCCACCACAGCAAGCCACCGUAGUAUUUAAAGAGGGCAAGCUCUGGCUAGAUCACCCAGCGCACCCCGUGUCAGGCUACAAGUUUAACGGUUUCUAUUUUGGCUACCCUGGAGAAAACCCAAUACAGGGCAUGGUGUCAAUGGCGUGUGACAAUCCUCCAGCCCUGCACUGGAUCUUCGUCGACAAAGACACGGGGGCUUUACGUCAUGGGUCGCGCUCCGACAGCGCGGGGCACAUUGUCGGCCCCUGGAACUGGACAGAAGACGAGCAAUUCGUCGCUCUGGAGGGGACGCCUGCCUUUCUGGCAGUAGAAAACGAGGACGGGGCUUGGCAGGUGCAUUUUGACAAAACUGGGGAAAGGGACUUUGGGAAUCGUGUGGUUGAGGAUAUCAUGCUUCACCGUGAGCUGCAGCUCGGUGUGGCUAGCUCGUAUGUCGGUGGGAAAUAGGUUGCAUGUUGAGUAUUCCCACUAAUUGGAUAGACCGUUGUAUUUCGAAAUUUUGCUAGGCCGUGUGGAUAGGGUUGUAAUUCAACGUGCGGAGUUUGGGGGUAGUGAGCGAAAGGGUAGGUAUGCUGACAGCACUCGUGCACCGUCAAAGUCAGUAGAAAAUCUGUAGUCACAGGUACUUGUAGAUACAUUGCGUUGGUUACAUCACUAGAAUAAGGCUACUAGUUAGAUGAUAAGGGUUCGGCACAAUCCACG
Messenger RNA from Pseudomassariella vexata, 1044 nucleotides. RefSeq lists its product as uncharacterized. Lineage: Eukaryota; Fungi; Ascomycota; Sordariomycetes; Amphisphaeriales; Pseudomassariaceae. The transcript is spliced from 2 exons. The record is from RefSeq and is a predicted model, not a curated record. The coding region runs from base 187 to 789 and encodes 200 amino acids.